GUUUCUUUACUUUUUUUUUCCGAACUAUACACAAAAGUACUACAGACACCAUGUCACUUACCAACCCCAACCUCGAAGGAUACAACGUUACCAGAGCAUUGUGGAUGAGAUACUAUCGUCCUCAUGAUGGUACUUUCAUUGCCCCACGGAAAUGUUCUGGUUGCUACAAUGACGAUAAAUUUGUUGUUUGGGCAGUAUCUGUAGCAGUGCAAGCAGUGGUAGAUGGUUCCAGAUUGUAUAAGGAGUUGGUCCCAUUGAUCGACCCAGCAAUUGCUAUCUUCCAGAAAUAUAAGAACACAAGCUUGAAAGGAUUCUCUGCUGCUGAAAACGGUGGAUCUGAUAAGGAUAUCUACUAUGAUGAUGAUGCCCAAGUUGCAUCUGCAAUGAUUACAGCUUAUGAAGUUACUGGCAACAAAAAGUAUUUGGAUCAAGGUAGAGAACUUGUUAGAUUUCUUAUGGGAGGUUGGAAUGACAAUCCAAACGCUAAAACUAAAGGAGGGGUCAAGUGGCACAUCACCAAUGCUUAUUUGAAUGCUUGUACCACUGCUGAAGUUGCAAAAGCAUGUCUUCAAAUCUCCAAAUUUAUUCCUAGUGAAGCAAAGGUUUACAUUGAUUUUGCAGCAAAAUGUAUUGAUUGGCAAAUUAGAGUUUUACAAGAUCCAGAAGAUAAAUUAAUAAAGGAUGGGAUUCAAGAUACCGCAGACCAUCCUAACGAUACUAAAUGGUCUUACAAUGCUGGAACCACCUUGUCAGCAGCAUCUCAUUUGUACUACAUUACAAAGGAUCCUAAAUGGAAAGAUAUUGCUACUGAUUUAGCGAAGACAUCCAUUAAUCGUAACUCAAUCAUUUACGACAGAGACUAUGACGAUAAUAGACGUUACUGGCGUGAUUCUUCAUACUUUGUUCAACUUUUGAUUGAAGGUUUGGCCGAUUAUGACCUUUACGUUGGAGAUGAUGCCCCAGAUGGGUUACGCGACAAGAUCCGCGAGGAGGUGUCAAGACAUUUAACUAUGUUUUAUGAGUAUAUGAGAGAUCCUAAGGAUGGUUUAUACUUGCAAAGUUUCGAACCUCAUAUGACAUACAGGGAGGUUUAUGAUACAAAAUAUAAAGAAAAGUUUCAAGGCCACAAGGGUUGGGGGUUGAAAGGUGAGGAUAAGGUUGGUGAUGAGCCAGAAAAAUGUUUAAUUGGAUGUGGUGCUGCUGCUAGAGUCUUCUUCCAAGGUGCCAGACUUGUUCCAAGAAUUGAGUAAGUGUACUAAUAAAAAAAAACACACUCGGGGAGGGUAUGCGAGGAAAACAGUGGAGAAUCUAUGUGUUAAUGUAUAUUUAAAAGAGUUAAUUAAAAAACCAUUUUCGUACUUUUAUUUUCGUUCCUCUAUCAUCUAUAUGCAA
[Candida] anglica is the source of this 1392-nucleotide messenger RNA. NCBI's taxonomy places the organism in Eukaryota, Fungi, Ascomycota, Pichiomycetes, Serinales, Debaryomycetaceae. The record is from the annotation of a GenBank genome assembly.